AUGUCGACCUCUCAACUCUGGGCUCCUCAACCACAGCGCCCACAGGCACAAUCCACAGCCGACCGUCUCAGCUCAUCGCCAAACAUGCUCCCAGGCACCUGGCUCCAGCUCUCACCAGUCACUGGCUCAUCGCUCCCAUCGCCAGUCCUCAAGGCCGACGCCAGCCCAGUCAACCUCAAGGACAUCGACACCAGGUUCCUGUCCAACAACACAUCAGCAUCACGUCACGAGUCGUUCUCAUCCCAGGGUUCGGUUGAUCCGAUGAGGCGACCACUGGUUAGCUCGGUCAACUCGCCGGAUAUCGAGAGGCGUGAGGUUGCGAUCCGGUCGGGACGUAUUGAGGCUGCGUUUCGCGAGUGA
Fulvia fulva is the source of this 360-nucleotide messenger RNA. RefSeq lists its product as uncharacterized. The record is from RefSeq and is a predicted model, not a curated record. The coding region runs from base 1 to 360 and encodes 119 amino acids. Lineage: Eukaryota; Fungi; Ascomycota; Dothideomycetes; Mycosphaerellales; Mycosphaerellaceae. The transcript has a single exon.